CCAGCCGGCGGCCGGCCGGCCGGAGCUUUCCGGGAGCUCCUCGGGCGUGGGCGGGGCGACUGUGUGGGCGGAUCCGGAUUAAGCCAGCUCCGUGAAGGGUGUGUUUCUGGCCCGGCCCUGCCUCCAUGGCCCUCCCUCGCCCGUCGUCAGGGGGCCCGUGGGCCACGGCGGUUCGGGAGCCACCCAUUAGCUUGCCUGCCAGUCUGUUGACCGGGAGUUGAGCCGGUCUCGGCAGCAGGUGGCACCCAAUGUGGGGCAUGAAGGAAACAUCGCCAAGAGCAAAAGUGGAACUUCAGCGGUGCGGGACCCGGAAGCAGUGUGGAUAGAGGCCUCUGAAGAUCUCCCGUUGGGCUUUUCAAAAUGUCCAACAAAGAAUCUUGUGGAAAAAAAGACAAGUCUCAGAGAAGAGGCACCACCUCAUCACCCAACUUUGAUGAAGAAGAUAAGAAAGAGAAAAAAAACUCGGCGAGUUCUGCUGGUUCAGCUUGCUCUGUAAGAUCUGUUUCAUCAGAGAAGAGAAAACUGAAAUCAGAUCAUACAGACAUUCUGUAUUGUAAUGUAAAAAGAAGACAAGAACUGAACAGACUGAAUGUAGAAACUGACACUGCCCGAAAGAGACCAAAAAUCAGCUUUUCAUCCCGAGGACCCGUUAAACUCCAAGAAGCAUCAUAUUCAAAUAAUAAUCAAAUGAUUUCCCAGAGUUUUUCUUCAAAUGGAGCUAAAAAGGAUAUCAAUAAAUGUGUAGAUUUUAAAGUGAAAGGUAGUAAAUUGACAAAUGUUAGGAGUAAGCUUGACCAUGGAAAUAAAAACUUUAGCAGUCCUGAGAUUGCCAAAGAUGUGAAACCUAAAGCUGAAGGUGAGGCAAAUGAAAAAAAAUGGGCUCAUUUACUUGCUCAGAGGGGGAAGAUGAAAGAACACGAGAAAGAAAAGUACAAUAAAUUUGGAGACAGUUCUGAAAAAUGUGUUUUGGAGAAAUGGAAGAGAAUCCAAUUUUCUCAGGAUUACAGUUCCGACAAGAUAAUUAAGGAACCCCUCAAAUCUAGAAGAAGGAAGAUCAGUUUCAAAAUCCCAGCAAAAUCUUGUGAUACUCUCCAGAAGCUUGUAGGAGGAAGUGUCUUCAGUGUAGAUUCUACCAAAUCGAAGACUAAGCCGGAGAACAAAGAAUGCCUGGAAGGCUGCUGGGUGUCCUUUAAUUUGACUAGGCACCCAAGAGAACGUUUAUUUUCAGAUUCCAUGUGUAAGCAGACUGUUCAUGAGUCAAAAGGAAAAUAUCAUCGUGAGCAUCAUGAAAGUAAUGAUUCAAGUUCUAGUGCAAACCUAACCCAGAGUUUUGAAGCACCGUGUUCUUCAGUGUCCCUUGAAAGUAUUCAAGAUACAGAUCAAGAGAUGCAGAUAGUGGAAGAGCUUCAUGCUGCGCGUGUGGGAAAAAGUGCGGAUUUACCUGUGGUUCCACCUUCUGGAGAGUUAACGAGUAUGGAAAUUGACUUGGUGGAAGAUGAUGUACAUUCCUCUGCUGCAAAUACUGCUUCAGACAAAAAGCUUCUAAUUGUAAUUGAUACAAAUAUUCUGAUGAAUCAUCUCAAAUUUGCUAAAAUUUUGAAGACAACAGAAAUCACAGGCUUUGACAGACUUGUAUUAAUAAUUCCCUGGGUUGUUGUGCAAGAGCUAGAUCGUAUGAAGGCAGGAAAACUGCUAAAACAUGCCCAGCACAAAGCCAUACCUGCAGUUCAUUUCAUCAAUGACAGUCUCAAAGAUCAAGAUCGAAAGCUAUGGGGUCAGUCAAUACAACUUGCAUCUCAAAAACUUUAUGGAUUGAGUGAUGAGAACAAUGAUGAUCGAGUAUUAAAAUGCUGUCUUCAGUACCAGCAAUUAUUCCCUUGUUCUCUUGUUAUUCUGUGCACGUAUGAUAGAAAUUUAAGAAACAAAGGCCUAAUAAGUGGUGUGAAGUCACUCAGUAAAGAAUAAUUGAGUGCAGAGUUGUUAAACUUAUCUCUGAACACAGAUGUAUGUCAUCAGCCCUGUAUAUCUAAGCAACAAUUGAAAGCAGAAGCAGCACCUUUGGAAGAGAGCUGUGAGGAAGAAUCUACAAAUUCUGGACUACUCAUUCUACUUGAAAGCAUCAUAUCUGACCUUGAAAAAUCUCUUGGAACAGCUUUAUCUUCAAUAUUAGAAACAGAAAUGAAAAUUGCUUUUGGAAACCUUUGGAUGGAGAUGCUGUACUUGAAACCACCAUGGACUCUAAUACACUUAUUACAGUGCUUUAGAAAACAUUGGUUGGCUAUAUUUGGAUUAGUUAUGGAAAAGAACUUGCUUUUAACCAUUGAGAGCCUAUAUGAAAAUCUCUACAAAGCUAACAGUGCAGUGGAUUUUACAACAGUGAAAUUCCUGCUUCAGGAUUCUAAGAGUUUGUUACAUGCUUUCAGCACAAGGUCGCAUUAUGAUGGUGUUCUUCCACAGGCCUUUGCUCAAGUAAGCAAACUGCUCCAAACAUUUACAGAGGUCAAGGCAAAACUUAAGCAAGAUCCUUCAGAAAAUACAGUGGGUAAAAAGAAAGAAGAUUCUUCUUUGAUGAAGUCUAAUAACCAGGAAAUCACCAUUUUCCCAGGUUCUCCUCUUCCCCAGCCCAACAGGCAUCAAGAAAUCUGGUCUAUCCUAGAGAAUGUUUGGAUUACAAUAUAUCAGAACAGCAUGGAUGUAUUUCAAAGAUUAGACUCAAAUUCAGCUCUGACUUCUUCAAAAAUAGCAUCAUUUGAAGAAGCAUUUGUAUAUCUUCAAAAGUUAAUGGCAGCUGUGAAGGAUAUUCUUGAAGGAAUUCAGAGGAUUUUGGCCCCCAACAGUAAUUAUCAAGAUAUCGAGACCCUCUAUAACUUCCUAAUCAAGUAUGAGGUAAAUAAAAAUGUCAGAUUUACUGCCCAGGAACUUUAUGGCUGUGUUUCACAGACUGAGUAUCGGGAAAAGUUAACCAUCGGAUGCCGCCAGCUGGUUGAGAUGGAACGUACCAUGCAGCAGUGCAAUGCAUCUGUCUAUAUGGAGGCCAAAAACAGGGGAUGGUGUGAAGACAUGCUCAACUAUAGGACUUAAAGUGCUGAUUUGUAACUUAAAAGAACAACAGAGCAGCUUUCAACCUUUUGAGCCAAACCCAAGAGACUUGUAAGAAAUGUCUCACAGGUCCAAAAAGGUGACUGCCUACACUGACAAUCUCAGUGAAAUUCCAAAAAGCCUAAUGCAUCCACUAUGGGAUAAACUGUGGACCCAACUCAUCUGAAGUUGACAAUACCUCCCUACCUCUGCUGCUGAUACUGAGCCAGUAUGUCUAAGGAUAGGAGAGCUUCUUGUUGGUAAUCGUAGGGCAGGAGCCAUUGUGGCAUUUGAGGAAAGCCCAGGGCACACCAGUAGCAUCUCUGUCAACCCUAAAUAUGUGUACAGGACCAGAGACACUUCCAAACCCCAAGAAAGAAUUAGGAUGUAACCAUGCUUAAUCACAUUCUACAAACGAAAUCUUACCCUGGGCUGUUUUAUGAUCACAGUCUUCCAUGCAGACCUGGUAAACAUCACACACAUGCCUUCCACUUCCCCGAGGUAAUGAUUGUAGCAUUUUGUCUUCAGCUCCAACUUGCUAUAUAACCUCUUGUCCUCCUCCCUGGGCUCGUCACUUUUCAGUGCAUUUCUCAAGAGAGGAGCAAGGAGACCCUAAGGCUGAGUUUCUCUUAAAUGUGAAGCAACGUGGAUUUAUGGGAUAGGUGGCAGUGACUGCUGUUGCCCCUAGCUAAACCAAGAGUUUGACUUAUUCCUUAUUUAGUUACACAGUAAUUUAGAAAUCCUUGUUUACUAGAGUAUAUUAUGCUUUUGUUAAUACAUUAGAUUAAAUCUAAUUUGGUAUUCUAUUAUAAAUGCUUAUUUUUUUUAAAAAAGCAAUAAAUUAUUUUUAGUAAGAUUUUGCUUUUCACUUUACUUCCAAAUUGUGUUUCUGAACUGUGUACAGGUAUGAUUAUAUAAGUGGCCCUCUCCAAUGAGAGAAGCUGCUCCGAUGCUCACUGCGGUGUGGGGAGGACCCACUGAGCUGUUUGCAGAGGAAGCCGCCUCCACCUGGGGCUCAAAGUGCCAUCAGAGGUAUGAGCCUGGGUGGAAGAAGAUGCCGCCGGGGCGUGUCUGCCUCUUUGCCUUUCUUCCUUGAGGAGCCAAAAAAGCAUCCCCUCCCCCACCAAAAGAACUUUUUUUCAGCUCCUUAUCCCUCACCUGCUUCUAGUUGUAAUUACUGGGUUUGGGCUCUGCUUUGUUACCACCCUUUUUAAUACAGGUUAUGCUUUUUAGGAAAUUUCUUGUCACUCCUAUCGCGUGCAUAUCUCUACAUAUUUCACUCUUAGGCACGUGGAUUUUAAUUUUAUCUUAGUCUAUAUGGCUUUUACUUUGUGCAUUAAUUUGUCAAUUAUUUCAACCUUUCUUAAAUUUUUUCAUUUUAUAUUGAUAUAUGGAGAUGUUUUUCUUCUUUCUAGUCUUAUUUUUUAAUUUAGAAACAUUCUUCUAAAAUUUUCUUCCUUUGAAAUGUCAGGGGUUUCUCUCCCUUCUUUAUUGUCGUCUUUUCUGAUCUUAAGCUUUAUUAAUUUUAUACUUUUUUUCUAACGGUCCAAUGCAGGAGUUGAGGGGUCCCUUUCCCCUCACCCUCUACUCCUUCUUUUCUGGGUCCCCCCUCUGGAUUGGAGUCACUCAGCUGACAUAAGGAUCCUAAGCCCCACCUUGCAGAUGUUUUGAUGGAAAAAUAUCAGAUCCUUAAAUGAGAAACAAGUUUUAAAGUCUCCAUUCGUCAAUGUAUAGCUAUUAUAUUUUGGGCAGAAACCACCAUAAGUAUGCCAUGAACCAGAAGUGCCUGAUGGGGAAAGUGACACCAGGGGUUCUCUACAUAAUGCCCUUGGCCUUGCCUUAGUGAGGAGCUGGUGAUAACUUCAUGAGAGGCGUCCAUGAGGAUUAUUCCAGCAAAGUUCCGGCACCAAUUUACACUAGCCUUUUCCUACUUACUUUUACAAAAGAUAGUCCAUUUCCCUCCUGAGAGAUCAGAGAGGGUCCUCUCGUUUGGAGCAGCCCCCCUCUUCCAGCAUUCUGGGCCAAAGAAAAGCUGGCUAAAGAACAGGGGUCUGUGGUGCCCCACGGGGUCUCCUGUUAGGACUUGCAGCAGGCAAUUGGAACUGCAUGAUUACAACUUCACAGAUGGGUUAACUUCACUAUCCUAUCGUGGUCUUUGUCACAUGAGGCGGGGACACAAGUAAGACCUGAAGCUGUUCCCUUGAUCUUUUGCCCAUGAUCUUAAGGGAGAACAGAAGUCCUUUCACUCUUUCAGCGUUGGUCCAGGUUUAUUUAGAUGGUGUCAUGGUCUACCUUCAGAGCCUAGGUCAUAUUGUUCAUACUGCUGACUUUCAACAACUCCCCCUCCCCAGCCCAUCCAUCCAUUAGAGCCCUCUUCAGCUCCCUAGCGAGUCAGGAUGUCUUCUUAGAGGGAAUAUAUCUCACUAUUGAAUAAUCAAAUACAUCUUCCACUCAGGAAGUGAUGCCACCCACAGCCCUUUUCUGAUUUAGAUUGGACUGGCAGGCAAGCCCCAUUCCAGUUGGUGGCUUUUUAGCUAUUUUGCCAAUAAAACCCACUCCUGUGAAAAUAACUCAGCUCCAUGAGCUUGAGCAGAAUUACCAGUUAUGGUAAUGGAAGGUGAGGCGGUAGACACCCAAAUCUCAGCAACUAGCGUGGCUCAGUGUUCCUAACUACAAACCAAUUUCAACAUCCUAUUCUUUGAGUUCUAAUCUUUUCUCAGCCUCUGCAACUCUGUCGUAUAGACUAAUGGUUAUGGGCUAAACUACCUUAGCUCAGUACAUAACCCAUGCACAGCCAGUGGUAAUGAACGGUUCCCUGAUGUAAUUUCUAGUGAGGUACGUGUCCCAGCCCCUUUCCUUUCUAAAGCCUUUUCCUUUUAAAAGUUUGGUCUCCUUUCGGUUAAGCUAGAAGAGACAACCUUUCUCCUUUUUAAGUGUACAGUUCUGAGUUUUGUCAAACACAACCACAUAAUCACCAACACAAUCAAGAUGAGUUCCAUCGCGCCUCAAAAUUCCUUUGUGCCCCUUUGUAGUCAACACCCAUCCUCGCCUCAGGAAGCCGUUGGUGUGUCUGCUAUCCCUGUAGUUCUUUUCCAGAAUGAUAUAUAAAUGGAGGCGUUUGAGGCUGGCUUCUCACUUAGCCCUCGAUGAGAUCCAUCCAUGUUGUUUUAUCAGUACUUCAUUGUUUUUAUUCCUUAGUAGUAUUCCAUUAUAUGAAUGUACCAAUCUAUCCAUUCACCAGUUGGAAGGAUAUUUGAGUCGAUUUGUUUUUGGUGAUUAUGAAUAAAGCUGCUAUAUUUACAUA
Messenger RNA from Equus caballus (horse), 6382 nucleotides. NCBI's taxonomy places the organism in Eukaryota, Metazoa, Chordata, Mammalia, Perissodactyla, Equidae. The record is from RefSeq and is a predicted model, not a curated record.